This is a messenger RNA of Leptopilina heterotoma, 846 nucleotides long. It is a transcript of the gene crcp, whose product is annotated as DNA-directed RNA polymerase III subunit RPC9. Gene Ontology annotation, molecular function: nucleotide binding. Gene Ontology annotation, cellular component: RNA polymerase III complex. The record is from RefSeq and is a predicted model, not a curated record. The transcript has 3 exons. NCBI's taxonomy places the organism in Eukaryota, Metazoa, Arthropoda, Insecta, Hymenoptera, Figitidae. Gene Ontology annotation, biological process: transcription initiation at RNA polymerase III promoter. The coding region runs from base 149 to 526 and encodes 125 amino acids.
CCUAUUCUCGUAGUCAAGAAGCCGGAAAGUUGUUAUAAUUUAAUUGCUGAAAAAAUAACUGCUCCAAAAAUAAUACUAUUAAGUACUUAGGUUGUAACUUUGUAUUAUUAUUAAAAUACUGUAAACGAAUCUAUUUUUUUAAAUAACUAUGGAAGUGUUAAAAGAAUGCACAGCUUAUCUUAGUAACCAUGAAGUUUUAAACAUAUUGCAAGGAAUGAAAUCAAGUAAAAAGCAAAAUUCAGAACAACAGUUAGCUACCAUUACUUAUCAGACUGUGAAAUAUCUGGAAAAUAUACCAUCCAGUAAACAAUCUCCAGAAAAGAUUCGUAGCUUUUUAAAAGCUGUCGAGUCAUUUAAAUUAACAAAAUGUGAAAAAUUGACGUUACUGAAUUUGUGUCCAAAAACUGCUCUCGAGAUUCAACUGAUUGUGGAAGACAGUGAAGAUCGCCUAUCGGAAGAAGAUGUUGCAUCAUUAUUACAAGUGAUUGUGGAUAAUUUAGAAGAAAAAGAGGAACAACCCAGUUGAAGUAAUAUUUAGAAAAAAUAAAUCAAUUAUAAUUGUUUUGAGUUAACUCACUGUUAGCAGAAAUCUUCGUUGAGGAAACUUGUUGCAGAAUUUUACUUUAUAACUGUAUUUUUAUGUUAUAACGAGAGUGAAUUUAGUAGAAAAAUUGUAAACACAUCGUUGGUUUAAUUGUUAAACAUAGACUUACAGCAUCGUUUAUAAUGUUAAUAUAGAGAUAAAAAUAGAUAAGUGAAUAAGAAAGUUUAUUACAAAUAUAAUUGAUAAGUUUUUCUACAUGGAAAAAAGAUUUUCAAUAAAAAAUAUGUUUUUCAAAUAAAAAA